AUGGCCGCCUCGUCGCACACGGACGACAACUGCAUCUUCUGCAAGAUCAUCAAGGGCGACAUCCCCUCGUUCAAGCUCAUCGAGACCGACGCAGUCUACUCGUUCCUCGACAUUGGCCCCAUCGCGCCCGGCCACGCCCUCGUCAUUCCCAAGUACCACGCCGCCAAGCUGCACGACCUCCCCGACGAGCACCUCGGCGAGAUCCUCGCCACCCUCAAGAAGAUUGCGGUCGCCCAGGGCGUCGAGAACUACAACAUCCUCCAGAACAACGGCCGCAUCGCGCACCAAGUCGUCGACCACGUCCACUUCCACAUGAUCCCCAAGCCCUCGGACUCGGACGAGGCCGGCCUCGUCAUCGGCUGGCCGACCAAGAAGGCCGAUAUGGACGACCUCAAGAAGCUCGCCGAGGACAUCAAGGGCAAGCUCUGA
Rhodotorula graminis WP1 is the source of this 429-nucleotide messenger RNA. RefSeq lists its product as uncharacterized. The transcript has 6 exons. Gene Ontology annotation, biological process: nucleotide metabolic process. The record is from RefSeq and is a predicted model, not a curated record. Gene Ontology annotation, molecular function: catalytic activity. NCBI's taxonomy places the organism in Eukaryota, Fungi, Basidiomycota, Microbotryomycetes, Sporidiobolales, Sporidiobolaceae. Bases 1 to 429 code for a protein of 142 amino acids.